AUGUUGCGUGUGCUGUCAAUGUGCAACAACAACAGCAUAAGCCGCCUACUUUUGGUGAUAAUUCUGUUUGUUUUUGUUGCUCUCGUUGCCACAAACAAUGCCAAGUCAGCCGAAGCGUUGGAUUUCGAUGCGGCUUUUGCCGCUGAGGAGCUUGGACACUCAUUGCAGUACGAGAGGGGAAGUUGCAACAGCAACACUACGAGUAUUAGUGGUGCCACAAAGCAAGCAUGCAUAGCUGAUGCGACUAUUGCAGAAGAAGGGGAAGAGAAAUGGCAUACGACUAGAGCAACGACACAAAUUUUAUCUCGCCACAAACGCUUCUUGGCAUUUCCAUUGGGUUCAUCAUUUUCGUGCGCCGUGUGUUUGACUACCGGUGUUGUUGGCAAUCCGAACUACCAGUACUUAAGCAUGGGUUUAAAUUGGGGAUUCGCCUACGAUCUACCAAAUGCUACUUGGGUCCUCGAUCAUGCACAUGCCCUGGGACGUAGAAAGAAUGAUGAAGAUAUACAAAAAGUGGAGGAGCCAACUAUUAAGCGACGCCACCGUAGAGAACUCUAUCAAAAAGUGGAAACAAUUAUGAACAAGUGA
Molecule: messenger RNA, 588 nt
Organism: Rhagoletis zephyria (snowberry fruit fly)
Lineage: Eukaryota; Metazoa; Arthropoda; Insecta; Diptera; Tephritidae
Source: RefSeq, a predicted model, not a curated record